Messenger RNA from Coprinopsis cinerea okayama7#130, 1770 nucleotides. RefSeq lists its product as hypothetical. The record is from RefSeq and is a predicted model, not a curated record. Lineage: Eukaryota; Fungi; Basidiomycota; Agaricomycetes; Agaricales; Psathyrellaceae. Bases 1 to 1770 code for a protein of 589 amino acids. The transcript has 2 exons.
AUGUCUGAACAAGGCCCUGUCUCACCUUCUGGGCCAAACCUACCGGCAUCAAACGUGGCAGACUCGGAUGACCGCACACAACGAACAGCUCGACGCGACUUUAUCGACACACGCAUCGGUCAACUGGAAGAGGAGAUUCGCAAAUGGAAAAGCGAGAGGAACGAGCUGUCUGAAAUUGCCCGGCUGCCGCCAGAAGUGCUCAGUCGGGUCUUCAUUCACUACCAGCGGCUUUGCACUUCAUCAUCAGCGCCCACACUCUUCUACUCCGCGAUAAAGCCCUUUUCCUGGACCAAAGUCGCACACGUUUCGCGGUAUUGGAGGAAUACGGCGCUGGGGUGUCCGGCGCUCUGGUCGAAUGUUGAAGCCACCACCAACGUCCGGCGGGCCCAGGUCAUGUUCGAACGGUCAAAGCAAGCCCCAAUCUCGCUCACGUUCUCGACGCAGUCGGCCGACAGACCGGAACUUGUGACGAUUAUCAAGGACGCGUGCUCGCAACCGCGCCGCUUGAAGGGGCUCAAGAUACUCGGCUACAACGACUUUGUUCGCCAGCGACUCGAGGAGCUAAUGUCCCCAGCCCCGAAUCUCCAGAGCCUGGAGUUGAGAUGCGACAUGAUCAUGGUUGGAGACGGGACACCAUCUAUCCCAGACGGCCUUCUGGGUGGCGAGGCGCCAAUGCUUCGCACUCUGCAUUUAAAUGGGUACAAGUUUACUUGGCCUGCUCUUUCUGUCUUCUCCGGCCUCACGGUGCUCAACUUGAGCGCGUUCUCCCGGGAACCGGGUGAUUUCCCAGACCCCGAACCCUUCUUCCAAGGUCUCGAAGCUCUGCCCAACCUUCGCGAGUUGGAGCUGGACAUUCCCCUCCCCAUCGUCCCGUUGGCGACAGUCCGCGUCGUUCGACUCCCGCAGCUCGAAUUUCUCGGCCUUCGCGGUUGUCUACGCGAAUGUGACAAUGUUCUGAAGCAUCUCGCGGUUUCCUCAUCCCUCUCCGCUACCCUAGAGAUAUCCCGCCAUCCGCAAGACACUGCUGCCAAUGCGACGGCAUUUGGGCAGGCGGUAUCUCAUGUGUUGGGUCGAGUCCUCCGUUCUCUCACCCUCGACAGCAACCUCUACGGAUCGACUAUUCGUGGUCAUGCUACGGGGAUGGAGGAGGAUAAUGACUGGUACAGUGCCGAGCCCAUCUUAACAAUACACCUCGACACCAACGGUUUCCUACCCGAACUCCUCACGGCUCUACCCUUGAACGACCUCCUCGCCCUCGACUUGAACAUCGGCUGCAAUCAUAAGAUCCUAGCGCCCUUAUCCCGCCUGCCCUCCGUCCGCACCGUCUACGCCGACCGAGUCGCGUCCGAAGACUUCAUCCUCUACGCCAGCAAGGAUCCUGCUUUCGCCCCCACCAGGUCAAGGAAAGGGACGUCGAAGAAGAAGAAAGCCGCAGCGAAACCGAAGAAACUCAAGCGCUUCGCAUCGGUCAGACGGCUCGUGCUCGAAGCCGCCGACUUUCAGAGCAUCGAUAUUGAGUGUUUUUUGGAUUGGUUGAUGAUGAGGUACGAGAUGGGUGGGGAGAUUGAGGAGGUGGAGUUGGCUGCUUGUGUGAGGUUGUAUUGGGAUGAUGUGCAGAGGAUUGAGGAGGUGGUUGUUGAUGUUGAUUGGGAUGGCGAUGUGAAUGACUGUUAUUCGGAGGAAGAGGACGAGGAUGAUGAUGAUGAUGAUGAUGAUGUCCUUUAUGCUGGAUGUGGUUUGCCAGGAUGUAUAACUUGCUUUGGUUUGUAG